This is a messenger RNA of Fundulus heteroclitus (mummichog), 1685 nucleotides long. RefSeq names its product solute carrier family 30 member 7 (gene slc30a7). Gene Ontology annotation, cellular component: Golgi apparatus; membrane. Gene Ontology annotation, biological process: intracellular zinc ion homeostasis; transmembrane transport; zinc ion transport. Bases 84 to 1259 code for a protein of 391 amino acids. The transcript is spliced from 11 exons. Gene Ontology annotation, molecular function: zinc ion transmembrane transporter activity. NCBI's taxonomy places the organism in Eukaryota, Metazoa, Chordata, Actinopteri, Cyprinodontiformes, Fundulidae. The record is from RefSeq and is a predicted model, not a curated record.
AAAUCCAUCCUCACCGGAAGUUGACGGUUAGCAUCUCUGUCAGUUUACCUUCCCGGUGAGAGUGCGCGUGUCCAGGUGUAAAAAUGUUACCUUUAUCUAUAAAGGACGAUGAGUACAAACCGGCCAAGUUCAACCUGCUGCUCAAACUGUCCGGAUGGUUCAGGUCGAUUUUAGCAGACAAAACCUCCAGGAAUCUGUUCUUCUUCCUCUGCCUGAACCUGUCGUUCGCCUUCGUGGAGCUGACAUACGGCAUCUGGAGUAACAGUUUAGGUCUCAUCUCAGACUCCUUCCACAUGUUCUUUGACUGCACCGCGCUGCUGGCCGGCCUCGCAGCCUCCGUCAUCUCCAGGUGGAGGUCCAACGACAGCUUCUCCUACGGGUACGUCAGAGCAGAGGUUCUGGCGGGCUUCGUCAACGGACUCUUCCUCAUCUUCACCGCCUUCUUCAUCUUCUCAGAGGGAGUGGAGAGAGCGCUGGAGCCGCCCGACGUUCACCACGAGCGGCUGCUUCCUGUCUCUGUGGCCGGGCUGCUGGUCAACCUGGUGGGGAUCUUCGUGUUUCAGCACGGAGGACACGGACACUCGCACGGAGACGGAGGUCACGGUCACAGCCACUCUCUGUUCAACGGCAGCCUGAGUCACGAACACAGCCACGGCGGACACGGACACAGCCAUGAGAAACAUGGAGGACACGGACACGGACACGGACACGGAGGACAUGAACACGGACAUGAACACGGAGGACAUGGACACAGCCACGCAGGACACCAGGACUCACAUUGUCACAACGAGCUGCAGCGCCCAGGAGGAGGCUCCAGUAAACAGAUCCUGCAGGGAGUCCUGCUGCACAUCAUCGCCGACACCCUGGGCAGCGUGGGAGUGAUCAUCUCUGCCCUCCUGAUGCAGAAGUACGAGCUGAUGAUCGCCGACCCCAUCUGCUCCAUGCUGAUCUCCAUCCUCAUCGGAGUCAGUGUGGUGCCGCUGCUGAAGGAGUCCAUCGGUAUCCUGAUGCAGAGAACGCCGCCGUCCCUGGACAACGCCCUGCCAGAGUGCUACCAGAGGGUGCAGCAGCUGCAGGGAGUCUACAACCUGCAGGAACCUCACUUCUGGACUCUGUGUACGGACGUUUACAUCGGGACGUUAAAGCUGCUGGUGGCCCCGGACGCCGACACCCGCUGGAUCCUCAGCCAGACGCACAACAUCUUCACUCAGGUUGGAGUCCGACAGCUGUACGUUCAGGUGGACACGGCCGCCAUGUAGAAGCUCCUCCUACGACCCCUGGGACCAAUCACGUUCAGCCACCUGCCGCAGGUGUCCUUUAACCCCCCCCCCCCCCCCCCCCCCCCACAGAAGGGAGGGGCGUGGGGGACACAAAGAACUGAUGAACUCAAGCCCGUGUUUUUUAUAAUAUACCUGUGUGGGUUUGGUGGGCAACAUGUCCUCCCUCGCUCCUCCCGCCCUUCGCUUUGUUUGUAGCAAAGUAUUCUGGGUAAGUGCCUUGAUCAGAGACAAUCUGAGCCCCUCCCACUAUUGGUGACAUCACAGCUGGGAUCUGCUGAUUGGUUCAGUGUGAUGUCUCUCUUUUUCUUUUUUUUUUUACUGUGCCAAACUUUGUGACCAAAUCAUGUGACCUGUUAGUGGGAUUUUUUUUUAAAACUGUAAUAAAUCAAUUUCUCUGCUCAGUAA